Molecule: messenger RNA, 390 nt
Organism: Candidula unifasciata
Lineage: Eukaryota; Metazoa; Mollusca; Gastropoda; Stylommatophora; Geomitridae
Source: the annotation of a GenBank genome assembly
AUGCUGGUGUACGCCUGCCUCAUCCUACUGCCUGCAGCAGCAGCCUUGACCUUUUGCGACAAGGAGACUUUAUUGCUGUUCUUUGACAAAAUCGAUUUAAACAAGAACGGCAAGGUGGAACGUACAGAAGCAGAUGAUGUAGCAAAAAGAAUCGAUGUAAGUAAUGACACACGCAUUACCGUUGAUGAAGCGAGAGAAGCACUUUCUGCUGUGGAGCCUAGAUUGAAAGGGAAAGAAGACUUCUUGUUUAAUUUCUUCGACCUUGAUAAAAGUGGAGACGUCACUUCCGCUGAUGUGGAUGCAAUCUUCAGACUGGUUGACUUAGACAAUGACGGAGCUAACGCUAAAGAAGAGUUUCUGAACUUUCUUGAGAAGAUCUGCAUAUUCUAA